This is a messenger RNA of Episyrphus balteatus (marmalade hoverfly), 1695 nucleotides long. RefSeq lists its product as uncharacterized. Lineage: Eukaryota; Metazoa; Arthropoda; Insecta; Diptera; Syrphidae. Gene Ontology annotation, cellular component: basement membrane. The record is from RefSeq and is a predicted model, not a curated record. The transcript has 8 exons. Gene Ontology annotation, biological process: cell-matrix adhesion. The coding region runs from base 389 to 1600 and encodes 403 amino acids.
ACCAUUUGAUUGUUGUGGAAUUUAAAAUCUUUUUUCUUCUUUUUUUUUCAUUUUGUUAUCUUAGCAAUUUUUGAUCAAAACUGGGGAAUGCGCUGAUGCGAUGGUAAUAGUCGGGUAAUUAGAGUUGCAAGUGAUAGUUAUUGGAUUUUUGGGAUAUAAGAAACACAAGCCAUUGAUACUCAAACGGUAAACGAACAGAGUACUUCUAUACUCUUACCUACAACCCACUUAACAAUAUUGACAUCAAUUGAUUUAUCAGAACAUACAAAAAAAAAAAAAAAAAAACAAGCCAAAGAUAACACACGCCAAACCAAAAGACCAAUAUCGUUCACACAACAAAAAAAAAACUUCACAGUUUUUCUCUGAAAAGUAUCGAUGUAACAACAUCAUGAAGAAGAUAUUACGAUAUUGGUUUUACGUAUUUUCAAUUUUAACAAUUACCAACAAGGAACUUAGGGCUGACAAUGGCAAUAACGAAGUCGACGACGACGAUGACAGCGUCAGCAUCAACAACAACAACAACUGUCCUGCUAUAUGUGGUGAUGGUAAGGAUAGUAGUCACAACCUGUGUCUGUCAUCUUUGACACAGCAAGAUUGUGCUCCCAACGAGUAUAUAACUCCAAAUGCAGGCAUCUGCAAUUGUUGUCCGUUAUGUGUUGGUGGUUUGGGUGGACUUCAUGAAGAGUGCAACGAACAAAGUCCUUGUGCAAUGGGCUUAAAGUGUGACAAAACAAUGACUUGCCAGUUGGAUAAAAAUACGUGUGCUUAUUCGUAUCACUUGGCGGGCGUAACCCGCCUUCCGAGUUGUGAAGUAGAUGGAAGCUUUGCAGCGGUUCAAUGUAAAGGCGAUCGAUUAAGUGGAAGAUGCUUUUGUUACUCAGAGACAGGAAAACGAAUCCAUGGCUGGUCAUGGUGGCGCGAAUCUGAAGGCAUGACGUGUGCCUGCAGUCGUAUGAAAUAUAAAAUGAUUCAAGACGGCUUGGGUGAUAAUACCCUACACUGCGACUCAAUGGGCAAUUUCGAAGCCCUCCAAUGCACAGGGGGUGUGUGUUGGUGUGCCGAACCGACAACUGGCCAAAUUCUAAGUGGAACACGAGCCGUUCCAGAAGCAAUGUGGAAGUUUUUGCCGUGUUAUGAUUUUAGCAAAUUUGGUUCAACAUAUUUAAGACAAUGUGAGAGUUCUGCUUAUGCACAGAAUUUAUUAAAGAAAGCAUAUGCGGCGCAUGGCACAACGGAAAUUGAGUUCAAUAACAUUUUGUGUGACUAUGAUGGUUCUUAUGGAAGAUAUUCUAUUUCUAAUGGCAUAGCAUCUUGUUAUUGGAGAGAUGGCACAAGACUCGGUUCGUUUCAAGUACAAUCCAACAAAGUGACAUCGAUGAAUUGCUACUGUGCACGUGAUCAGAAAAUAUUCAGCGAAGCUGGAAUGAUACAUCGCCUGACAUGCAGUGGCAAUGGUAAUUAUGAAUCCAUUCAAGAUAUAAAUGGAAAAAUAUUUUGCGUGGAUGGGGAUGGUUUUGCCGUUUCCGAUCCAGUGGAAACAGAUAUUUUACCUGACUGCUCUAAAUACAUUUAUUAUGAAACAAGAGGUGUCUUGGAUUAGAGUUACAGUUGCAAUUGUUGUUAUUGUUUAUAACAAAAAAAAAAUAAAAUGAAUUAUUAUUUCACAUUACAAAUUGUAUACACUUACCAACUAAC